Molecule: messenger RNA, 1293 nt
Organism: Nilaparvata lugens (brown planthopper)
Lineage: Eukaryota; Metazoa; Arthropoda; Insecta; Hemiptera; Delphacidae
Product: proprotein convertase subtilisin/kexin type 5-like
Exons: 3
Coding region: 810-1028 (72 amino acids)
Source: RefSeq, a predicted model, not a curated record
UGCAGGUUAAAGCCUACCUCGUCGCGUUACCUCGUGAAGUGAGCUCGAGUGUCUAAAUAUUCGUUGUGCUGACCUGCAAUACAGCUAACAUCCACUGACAAGUGUUAGUGAAAUAAUAUGCUAGUGAGGACAAGAGUUCUGCUAGUUUAUGUCGGAAACACACGCCUUCAGUCACACUCAUUAACGUUUUUGGGCCAAGGAGACACAACCUGAAAUUCAAAAACUGAGUCGAAGCAUCAGAAACCAUCGAUCAAAUUUGUGCUCUCUAGAAGUAGUUCGUCAUGCAAGAGAAAUGAAAUAUUUUCCAAAACUAUUAUACCGAAGAGUCAAGCUCUGAUCAUUGAUACAUAUAAUCAAUCAUGGAGCUCAUUGGAAGUAUCUGCAGUUUUAUAUUAAGAUAUUUGUAAAGAAUAUUCAGUGUGAAUAGAUACUUUUACAUAUCCAGCAAUUAAAAGAAGCUAGAAAAUCAUUAAGCGAUCAAAUUACAUACAAAAAGGAACACAACCUACCAUAUUCUUCAAUUUUCAACUUUGUGCAUUUUCAAAUCUAGCCAUUUCUUAUCUAUUCUCCAAUUUUUAACUUGUGCAUUUCCAAAUCUAGCCAUUUCAUAUCUAUCUACUUUGUCAUACUGUAAAAAUUAUAGUGUAACAAUACAAUAAUUGAAAUCAUCAUCCUAUGAAUGGAACUCGGGAACAAUUGAAAAAUAGCUGUUACAGAGAAAUAUAGGGGUUGAAACAUAUUUAUUCAGCUUAAGAUGAUACGUAUCUUCACUUUGUAUCAUUAGUUUGUUGAAAGUAAUCAGUGUAACAAUGGGUUUGUGCAGUGCUAGUGUAUCAAUGAGUGGAGCAACGCGUUGCAUGGUGUUGCUUGUGUUUGCAACGCAACUAGUGAUGGCAAAUAGUGAAGUGACCUUCAAACGAAAACCGGUCAUCUAUAUGAACCAGUUUGCUGUUCACAUACCAGCUGGCGAGCAGGUUGCCAACUCUAUAGCAGCGAAACAUGGAUUCCGCAAUAUUGGACAGAUUUAAACAUCGCUUUACAAACUGAAGGUGUAGCCUUAUUGUAUGCUGGAAGAUUGGACAGACUCCAGUCUCCAGAAGCAAAGCCUGAUUCGGGGUGUAUGAUGGGAGACAAAAUACCUUCUUAAGGAAGAAACGCUGGAUACUUUCAACCACAUCAUAGAUUCUUCCUCCCCACACCUGUGCUGCGUAAGAAAUCACAGACCUUCCUACUGCAUCGAAGAUUUGUAGCUUUGAUUUGAAUGGUAUCCCAUCAUUGAGGAGGAUAUCAUUG